AUGGCGAGGUGCGAGGUGCGGGUUUUCCCGCCGUGCCGUGCCCUGCCUGCCGGGUCGCCGCUGCCUCCCUGCAGCGGUGCAGGGCUCUGGGCGAGAGGGAAGGCCGGUGGCGGUGGCUGCCUGCUUGUCUCUUCAGGUGUUACCCUGGGCUUCAGGAUUCUCUCUCUUCUGGCUGUUAUUUGUGAAGAAAUUGUGGAGGAUUGUAUCAAGUGUGGCGGACUUUACUUCUUUGAAUUCGUAAGCUGCAGUGCCUUUCUUCUGAGCCUCCUGAUCCUGUGUGUGUAUUGCACUGGUGCAUAUGAAACACUUGGGGAAGAUAAAGUACAGAAAGCGAAUCUUUUUGCCAUGCCAGCCAUAGGUGCCUUUUUUCUGUUAGCAUCAGUAGUGCUUGCUGCGACCAGCUCUGGGUCUGCUGUUGAAAGUGCUGCAUGUGUGUUUGGAUUUCUUGCAAGUGGCGCAUUUUUAGCUGAAAUUAUUGUAGAGUAUUAUUGUCGGAAACAAAACGUCGACCGAUGCCCUGAAAAUCCCGGCCACGCUCAGAGCGCCACAGAAAGUCGGCCACUGAAUAAACAAAGCUAA
Molecule: messenger RNA, 579 nt
Organism: Nipponia nippon (crested ibis)
Lineage: Eukaryota; Metazoa; Chordata; Aves; Pelecaniformes; Threskiornithidae
Source: RefSeq, a predicted model, not a curated record